Erpetoichthys calabaricus (reedfish) is the source of this 3109-nucleotide messenger RNA. Its product is annotated as C-C chemokine receptor type 4. Lineage: Eukaryota; Metazoa; Chordata; Cladistia; Polypteriformes; Polypteridae. Gene Ontology annotation, molecular function: chemokine receptor activity. Bases 23 to 1033 code for a protein of 336 amino acids. The transcript is spliced from 2 exons. The record is from RefSeq and is a predicted model, not a curated record. Gene Ontology annotation, biological process: chemotaxis; immune response; G protein-coupled receptor signaling pathway. Gene Ontology annotation, cellular component: membrane.
GGUCUCAUACAUCACCAGUGUCAUGGAUAACCUCACUGAUGACCCUCUGGACUACAAUAAUUUCAGUCCUUGUUCCACUGACAGCUCCAAAGUCCUCGGGAAGCACUUCCUCAUGGCUGUUUUCCCUCUCAUCUUCGUCCUGGGCUUGAUCGGGAACAUCAUGGUGCUGUGGACGCUCAUUCAGUACGUACACCUUAAGACAAUGACAGACAUCUGCCUUUUCAAUUUAGCCAUUUCCGAUCUGAUAGUGGUCAUCUCCAUUCCCUUCUGGAUGUCCAUGCUCCUAGCAACACUUCCCAUUUCAGACGUCUGCGGAUUCAUGAAAGCGAUACACAUGAUUGGAUUCUACAGCAGCAUUUUAUUUGUGACCCUGAUGAGCGUAGACAGAUACCUGGCUGUGGUCCACGCGGUUUUUGCCAUGAAAGCUCGGACUCUUGUGUAUGGCACGAUGGCAAGUGCCGCCAUUUGGCUUGUGGCCAUUUGCGCCUCGCUUCCGGAGUUUGUCUUCGCCCGCAUGACCACAGAGAACGGCUCCGCUCGGUGUGAAAUGUCUUACCCAAUGCAUUCAGCAAAGACGUGGAAUCUGAUCCACAACAGCGAAGUGAACGUUCUGGGCCUCCUGAUCCCACUAGGUGUCAUGAUAUACUGUUACAUCAGGAUUGUCAUGGUGCUGAUGAAAUCCCGGAUACAGAGGAGAAACAAGGCCGUCAAGCUCGUCUUUAUGAUAGUUUUCAUCUUCAUCCUCUUCUGGGUGCCGUACAACAUUGCGUUUUUCUUCCACUCCCUGCAACAGUUUGGCUAUCUGAAUAGCUGUGAGGCCACACAAAAGCUCGUGGCCACCAUUGACGCUACCGAAAUGCUGGCGCUGACACACUGUUGUGUGAACCCUGUCAUUUAUGCCUUUGCUGGUGAGAAGUUCCGGAAUCACAUGAGCGUCAUGUUUAAUGGAUUCCGACUGUGCACGUUAGUGUGCAAAAGGACAAGGGGACACCUGGCAGCUUCGGAAACAGAGACAUCCAACACAAUAGUGUAACCCCCUGGAAAGCAUAAAUCGCAGUAGAUGGACGCAAGUAGGGUCCGACAAAAGAAGGCUGAAGGAGGCGAUAAUUAAAUUAAAAACAGCAAAAGCAGCAGCCACACAGAAGUGGUCCCUGAGUUAAAUGAGGACUUCAAAUCCCAGCAUGCCUUAGGGGAAUGUAUCAAAAGAGCAGCUCAAAGAGAAGACGUCAAUGACUUUCCAGAAGAGCUGAUUGGUGGAUGGUGGAAGCAACUCAACUGGAUGAUCUUUCACGAGUCCCUGGGGUGAUAAGAACUUUCAGAAAAUUUCAACAUUGAGAUCAACAGGUUUACCCGUCCUACCCACUUAAUUACUCCCAAGAUAACAUCAAGUCAAGCUUUGAAGGUGCCUAAAGUCGGACUGUCUUACCACACGGCUUGGUCACUUAUCGUCAAAAAAAGAAAAAAUUUGAACAUUUGUGCAAAAAUAUACCCUGGAGAAGUUUACGACUGUGUCCCCGUGUUCUUAAUGAACUCAUAUUAAAAAUCACCGCCUCGAUCCAAAAGACUAAUUCCCUUCAUAAUUUUACACACUUGUGGCUGGGUGCAGAAAUGACAACCAAGAAAUUGUGAGACACCAACCUGGUCUUCCCUUUUAUUUGUCCGAGGAUGAGAAAAAAAAAUCAAUAAAAAUAAAUAAAUAAAUAAGAAAUAAAAGAACGUAAAUAAAUAACUAAAAAAUGUUGGGGUGUGUCCCUUCAACGGGGAUUCGAGAUACCGUAUAUACUCGUGGAUACGUUCUCCCGCGGACUUGAUUUUACUGUAUAAUUUCCGGUAUUUAAUAAUGUCGGCCGUAUAAGUCGAAUGUGGAAAACUCACGCUAUUGGUCCAAGAGAUUAUGAUAUGCUAACACCCGCCCACCGGAGAGAGUAACCAUGGAGACCAUGGCCUUUGUUUUCUAUGCAUUGUGCCUACGUGACCACACAGUAAUACCCAAACUAUUCUGAAGUGACGUUUGCACUGAUUUGUGUUUUUUGUAUCUCACACCCUCACACACCUUUAUCGAAAGAGCAUCCCUUAUCUACAAUGGAGCGUUCAAUGAGAAGAAAAUAUGAAGCUGGUUUUAAAUUAAAAGUCGUUGAAGUGGUGAAAGAAAUUGGUAACUGAGCUGCUGCAACAAACUUCGAUGCGCCUGAGAAACUGGUGUGAGAUUGGAGGGGGCAAGAAGAUGUAACAAAAAAAAAAAAUUUAGCGUCGUAUUUUUGAACAGGCGUAUAAGUCGGGGUCUGAAUUUAUGAUCGAUUUUUUGCAUUUCAAGACCCGACUUAUAUAUGAGUAUAUACAGUAGACUUGAGGUGUCUGGCUUGAACCGAACGCCAUCAGGCCAAAAGUAACACCGCCUUCACUGGGCGGGUAGAGAAAGAAAGAGAGGAAAGUGUUAGCAGGCAGCGCCCCCCUCUCGGCACGGUGGGUUAUUACACACCUGAAGAGAUCCCACGAGGGAGGCACAUGCAUGAGUCGAUUCUAAAUCCUUUAAUCCUCUCUUCUAGCUCUCACCUCUCAGUCCACGGCCUGGUCGCUCUCCUCUGGACUUCUCCAUGCUCUGCUUUUAUUGCUUCUUUCCUUUGGAGCUCCAGGCCUCGGCCUCCACUGAUGGUACUGAACAUGUCUUCCUCCUUUUUAAUGAACAUUAAUGAAAGUGAAAUCUCCUUGACAUGAGUGUUAGGAACUCCUUUAUCUGGUAAUCCUUUUUAUACCCCAAUUCCUUCUCUCAGAAAAAACUCGCUUAUCCGCUGCUGUGGCGCUGUUCAUUUACUUACGGACUCGCCGCUUUCAAUACUUUUUGUACUUUCAAGUCGUGCCCAUCGUCUACACCAGGGGUGGGUAGCGUCAUCCCUGGAGGGCUGCAGGUUUUUGUUCCAGCCCAGUUUCUUAAUGAGGGGUCAGUUAUUGCUGACGAAGUUCUUAUUACUCAAGUGACGUUUUGAUGCUUCAUUCUAGUGGUCUCGCUUGUUAAGGUUCCCCCCACCCUUAAUUGCUUAUUUCCGUCUUAAACAGUUGCAUUCCCUUUUUUUUUUAAUGGCUAAUUAUUAGUAAUAAGAUGCAAAUGACA